AUGGCAAAUGUUCAAAAUGUUUUCAACAAAAUUUUGACAGUCGACCCAGGUGGUUACUUCCCAACAGGAGAACCAUAUGGACCACUCACAACAUCAUUCACGUUCGCACCACGAUGUACCGACAACUGGAGAGUUGACGACGACGAUUUCAUGUACCCACACUCUCUCACGCUCUUUAUCCCGAUUUCCUGUAUGCCAUCUGGCGGUAGUCUCGUUCACAGCCCAGGCACAUGCCUCAGUGGAUACACCAUGGUCGAUCUGUUUGAGUUUAGGAUGGGCCCACGUUGGACGACAGGCCGUGUUCGCGCAUGGGGUGCCGAUUGUUGCAAAAGUGGCUUUACUGAAUCGGAUGAAAUGUGCGUGUCCACCUUUAGCACCCCCGUCACUGGAUACUAUGCAAGAGGAGUGCUCUACACCGAAACGUUAGGGUUAUUUGCCGGUGGCGCGGUGACUACAUAUCCUAUCUACGACCUGAACUAUAGAGGCAACUCCACUGUAAUCAGCAGCGGGUUUAUGCUCAUGAACCAAAUGCGCGCGUACUGGCAAGAGUCUGAUCUCCCAAAGUUCGAUCGCGAUUAUGCGUCGUCACUAGCCGAGGUGUUGCUCCCCAGCAACACUUUCACGCCUACGGCAACAGCCACGGCCACGGACAUCACAAGCGAAACAGCAUCUCCCCCAGGUCGCAGCCAGCUCACGUCAGCGACGUCGUUGGCGGAACCAGAAUCAACCCGUGAGCAAAGUGCCGGUUCCUCCAACUCAGGCCUCAGUAUUGGCGUCAAAGCAGGCAUAAGCGUGGGAGCAGGCAUCGGGGCGAUACUACUGUUUCUCGUUGGAUUCAUACUUUACAAGAGACGUCUUCAGAGGAAGGCGAAACUCGACCAGGAAGCCGUUAAGCAGAAUGAUCAGCCUGAGUUCGUUCCUGUGAAGGAGAAGGAGAAGGAGACAUAUACACUCCCUUCCAGCUCAGCUCGAUGGUCAGACUUUUUGGCCAAUCAAUAA
Molecule: messenger RNA, 999 nt
Organism: Alternaria atra
Lineage: Eukaryota; Fungi; Ascomycota; Dothideomycetes; Pleosporales; Pleosporaceae
Exons: 2
Coding region: 1-999 (332 amino acids)
Source: RefSeq, a predicted model, not a curated record